This is a messenger RNA of Nannospalax galili (Upper Galilee mountains blind mole rat), 2147 nucleotides long. It is a transcript of the gene Traf2, whose product is annotated as TNF receptor associated factor 2. Gene Ontology annotation, molecular function: tumor necrosis factor receptor binding; zinc ion binding; ubiquitin-protein transferase activity. Bases 121 to 1626 code for a protein of 501 amino acids. Lineage: Eukaryota; Metazoa; Chordata; Mammalia; Rodentia; Spalacidae. Gene Ontology annotation, cellular component: cytosol; plasma membrane signaling receptor complex; cytoplasmic side of plasma membrane. The transcript is spliced from 11 exons. The record is from RefSeq and is a predicted model, not a curated record. Gene Ontology annotation, biological process: tumor necrosis factor-mediated signaling pathway; protein autoubiquitination; protein K63-linked ubiquitination.
CGUCUGUCCGUCAGGAGGGUUGUGCGGCCAACAGCAGCGGGGGCGGUGUCCCGGAGGGCGCGGAGUUCCGGGCGCGCGGAGACCGUUGGGGCUUCGUGGUGUUUGGGGGUUACAGCUCACAUGGCUGCAGCCAGUGUGACCCCCCCUGGCUCCCUAGACUUGCUACAGCCUGGCUUCUCCAAGAACCUCCUGGGAACCAAGUUAGAGGCCAAGUACCUGUGCUCAGCUUGCAGAAAUGUCCUGAGGAGGCCCUUCCAGGCCCAGUGUGGUCACCGCUACUGCUCCUUCUGCCUGACCAGCAUCCUCAGCUCUGGGCCUCAGAAUUGUGCUGCCUGUGUCCAUGAAGGCAUAUAUGAAGAAGGAACUUCUAUUUUAGAGAGCAGUUCGGCCUUUCCAGAUAAUGCUGCUCGCAGGGAGGUGGAGAGCCUGCCAGCUGUCUGUCCCAAUGAUGGAUGCACCUGGAAGGGAACCCUGAAAGAAUACGAGAGCUGCCACGAAGGACUCUGCCCAUUCCUCCUGACUGAAUGCCCUGCGUGUAAAAUCCUGGUCCGCCUCAGCGAGAAGGAGCACCACACUGAACAGGAAUGCCCCAAGAGGAGCCUGAGCUGCCAGCACUGCCGGGCAUCCUGUAGCCAUGCGGACCUGGAGGCACACUAUGAAGUCUGCCCUAAGUUCCCCUUGACCUGUGAUGGCUGUGGCAAAAAGAAGAUCUCUCGGGAGAAGUUUCAGGACCAUGUUAAGACGUGUGGCAAGUGCCGGGUCCCCUGUAGAUUCCAUGCCAUUGGCUGCCCUGAGAUGGUAGAAAUGGAGGAAUUGCAGGAUCAUGAGGCACAACAGCUACGGGAGCACCUGGCCCUGCUGCUGAACUCACUGCUAGAGUCCCAAGCCUCCCAGGGGGACCAGAGCCAGGUGGAGCCAGAGCUGCUGCAGCGGUGCCAGACCCUGGAGCGGAAGACAGCCACCUUCGAGAACAUUGUCUGCGUCUUGAACAGGGAGGUAGAGAGGGUAGCAGUGACGGCAGAGGCUUGUAGUCGGCAGCACCGGCUGGACCAAGACAAGAUUGAGGCCCUGAGUAACAAGGUGCAGCAGCUGGAGAGGAGUAUUGGCCUCAAGGACCUGGCCAUGGCGGAUCUGGAGCAGAAAGUCUCAGAAUUGGAGGCGUCCACCUACGAUGGGGUCUUCAUCUGGAAGAUCUCAGACUUUGCCAGGAAGCGCCAGGAAGCAGUAGCUGGCCGCACGCCUGCUAUCUUCUCACCAGCCUUCUAUACUAGCAGGUAUGGCUACAAGAUGUGUCUGCGUGUCUAUUUGAACGGUGAUGGCACAGGGCGGGGAACACACCUCUCUCUCUUCUUCGUGGUGAUGAAAGGCCCCAACGAUGCCCUCUUGCGGUGGCCUUUCAAUCAGAAGGUGACAUUGAUGCUACUGGACCAGAACAACCGGGAGCAUGUGAUCGACGCAUUCAGGCCUGAUGUGACCUCGUCCUCCUUCCAGAGGCCUGUCAGCGACAUGAACAUUGCCAGCGGCUGCCCUCUCUUCUGCCCUGUGUCCAAGAUGGAGGCCAAGAAUUCCUAUGUGCGGGACGAUGCCAUCUUCAUCAAAGCCAUUGUGGACCUAACAGGACUCUAGCCACCCCUACUAGGAGCAGCAGCUCAGUGAGGAGCUGCUGGCCACACUGGGCCAGGGCCCUGCCACACGGGGGUGGGCAGGCUUGGUACACGUGCUGGGGAGGACCAUCCUGCAGCCAGUCACCACCAUGGGAAGGAGACACCAGUUGGUCCUCAGCUGGCAAACUGAGUAGAGGGUGCAGGGGACCAUCCAAUCCAGGGUCUGGUGGGACUAGCUGGGGCUCUUCUCUGCUUUCCUGCUUUGUGUGGAAAAGGGGGAGACCCCGGGUGGGGUACUCCGAUCCUCCCUAAGAGCUUCAGAGCUGCACAAGCAGCACGAGUGUGGUGGUUGGCCUUGCCCACUCUGGCUUGUGGAAAGGAGGUGGGAGCUGCACAGGAGAGGGGCAUCCACCUGCAGUGUGGUCCAGGAGAGAAGGCAUUCUGAGACCAGGUGCUCACUGGACAGUAGCCUGCUUGUGCUGCACACCUCUGCCCAGUGGCCUGUAUUGAGGAGAUGUGAUUAAACCAUUCAGAUGUCUAUGA